Molecule: messenger RNA, 2543 nt
Organism: Phaedon cochleariae (mustard beetle)
Lineage: Eukaryota; Metazoa; Arthropoda; Insecta; Coleoptera; Chrysomelidae
Source: the annotation of a GenBank genome assembly
CCAACAAUUUGCGUGAACUUGGUAACGAGUUGUUUUUAAUUUUACUUUGAGAAUUUUACUAAUUACUAUUUCUAGUUCUGAAAUGAGUACUUACGAGAUUAGUAAAUCAUCGUUAUUGAGCCUUAAAGCUGAAAUAUUAAGAAAACAGCAGGAGCUAGUGAAAGCAAAAGCUGGCAAUGAAGUGAAAAUCAAAGUAUUGAAAAAGAACACUCCAUUAGAAAUAAAAAAUAAAGGUGUUGAAGGUCGCAGCAGAAAUGAUGAAACUGAGGAAGAACAAGAUCUUCUCAAACAGUCCAGGUCAGCUCUCGAAUAUAAGACCAAAUUAUAUGAUCAACUAUCAUCAGGACAGUUAACAGAGGAAGAAAUGAGGAAUAACCGGAGAUUUUUGGUUCGGUUUGACAAAAAGAACAAAUCCAAAGUUCCCGAUUUGCCACCUAGCGAUUCAGAACCAGAGGAUAAGUACCCAGAGAGUGAAGAUGAAUAUUAUAAUUCUGAUAGUGAUACGAAUGAUAGGGAUCCUGGUGAAAAAUUUGUGGAUUAUGUUGAUUGUUUUGGAAGAACAAGAAAAUGUAUGCAGAAAGAUCUGGAUUAUUUGAAAUCAAAGGAUAAGGAGCUUAGAACAAUAGUGGAAGAAAAAAAGAAGAAACUUGAGAUAUCCAUGAAUGAGGAAGAUAAUACUAAUAUUAAUAUUAGUCCAGUUCCCAAUGAAAUAGAGAAUGAAAAAAUAAAUGAUAUAAAUGAAGAAUCAGAAUUACUCUCAAGUGAUAUGAGAAGAGAAAUGCUGAGAAUGCAGUGGGAAAAAGAGGAGGAGGAACUAAGAAAUAAAUCAGAUAUUCACUACCAAGAUAUAUUAUUUAGCGAGGCUAGAUCCCAUGGUGUUGGUUACUAUGGGUUUUCCAAAGAUGAAGAAGAAAGGAGAAAACAACAAGAAGCACUGAAAAAAUUGAGAAAAGAAACAGAAGAACAACAGAAGAAAGCUCAAGACUUGAAGCUGUCAAGGGAAAAACUUUUAGCAGCAAGAAUAAAGGCUGCUAAAGACAGAAAAAGGGCCAGACUUGGCCUACCACCUCUGGAAGAUGAACCUGAAACCCCAGUAGAACCUGAAAUAUCAGAUGAAGACAAGAAGAAGGAAGAGGAGAAAAAGCAGCAGGAAGAGAGAGAAAGGAUUCUUGAUGAGGCAAGAAAAAAAUUCAUAAGACCUUGGGACAUAGGUAAAGAAGGAGUGAAAGAAAAAGAGGUCAUGACACAGGAAGAAUGGGUGGAAAAACAAAGAAAAGAAAGGCCUGAAAUGUUUGCACCUCCAAAAACUUACAGCAGACAAAACUUCAGAAGUAAUGAGAAGAAAAAUGACAUGGAAGACACAAACAAAUCUUUGAGAUUUUCUACAAAAAAAAUACCCAAGAGUCAUAAAAACAAACAGUCAAGAACACAAUUGGGUAUAAAUCCAUUCAAGAAAAAUGUUCAAGAGGACACAAUUAUUGAUGUUGAUGAAGAUUAUGUGGAAAUUCCACAAAGUAGUCCCAUUGAGCCAACCCUCAUUGAAGAUUUAACAGAUUCUAGAGAUUUUGAAGAUAGACUUUUAGGAGAUUAUAGUACAAUUUCCCAAACCAUUGAUCCAGACUAUUCCAAUGACUCAGACAGGGGAAGGGGUGUUGAAAUUGCCCCACCACCAACUUUUGAUUAUUAUGGACCAACCAGUAGCAAAAUCCCAAGAAGAUCUGAACAAUCUAAACCACUUGAAGAUUCAAUAGAAGCUGGGCUGAAGUUCCUGAGAAAACAAGUUGAGCAUAAAGAAAAAUCUACCAAACAUCCAGAGGAAAUGUUUCUUUUUUAGUUUAUAAUGGAUGUUCAAAUAAAUAUUGUUAUUUACCUCUUGUAAUAAAUUAUAUUUUAGCCCAAUCUCUUAUAAAUCUUCCCUGGCACAAAAAUAAUCAGAUUGAAAUAAUAUUAACCCAUCAAAUAAUACACAUUGUAGCUAUUAUGGAACAAAAGAAAGUUACUUGGUGAACAAUGAUUGCUCAAUGCUCAAAGUCUGCAUACUGACAGCAGAGUGAACACAAUAAAAUUCAACUAUUACCUUAAAUAUUUAAAUGCACAAAAUCAGUAAAAUCACAGUCAACAUAACCAGAGAGUCAUCCCCAAGCUUGUGUUUUACAGUAAUGUAAAACUAAUUUGCCUUCGGUACUGUAGCAGUCAUACAAGUUCCUUAUAACUUGAUCUGGAGAUGGUGCAAAUGUUUGAUUAACAUACAAAAACAGUUUCUCAUUAGAUUCUAGUUUCAAGUAUUUCUUGAUGAACUCUAUAAUCCAACCUAUUUUUUUGUCACUAUCUACAGUCCAUUUCUUUUUCUUCAUGAUGGGGGCAUUCCCAGUCGGCUUCAGGAGUAUGUCCACUUUGAGUUUUUCUACGUUUUUGCCUUGUUCAUCUGAAUCUGUGGAUUCCGUUCGGAUGUUCAUAGACUGGAGUGAGUCGCCCACUUCUUGGCAAUCUGCUUCAGCACUCAUUUUUGUAAUGAAUUAAUUUUAAUGAUUAUUAUCAAUGAA